UUGGCUGAUGCUAAGAAAAAGGUAGAUGAUGACUUGGGAACCAUUGAAGGCUUGGAGGAAAAUAAGAAGAAACUAUUGAAGGACAUGGAGUCCUUAAGCCAGCGCCUGGAGGAGAAGGCAAUGGCUUAUGACAAACUGGAAAAGACAAAGAAUCGCCUGCAGCAAGAGCUGGAUGACUUGAUGGUAGAUCUAGAUCAUCAGCGCCAGAUUGUUUCAAACUUGGAGAAAAAGCAGAAGAAGUUUGAUCAGAUGCUGGCAGAAGAAAAGAACAUUUCUGCCAGAUAUGCAGAGGAAAGAGAUCGUGCUGAAGCAGAAGCAAGGGAGAAGGAAACCAAAGCACUGUCUCUGGCUCGGGCUUUGGAAGAAGCCCUGGAAGCUAAGGAGGAAUUUGAAAGACAGAACAAACAGUUGCGUGCAGAUAUGGAAGACUUAAUGAGCUCUAAAGAUGAUGUGGGCAAAAAUGUCCAUGAACUGGAGAAGUCAAAAAGAACUUUAGAGCAACAGGUUGAAGAGAUGAGGACUCAGCUGGAGGAACUGGAAGAUGAACUGCAGGCCACAGAAGAUGCUAAGCUUCGUUUGGAGGUGAACAUGCAAGCUAUGAAAGCCCAAUUUGAGAGGGAUCUGCAAGCCAGAGAUGAACAGAAUGAAGAGAAAAAGAGGAUGCUGGUUAAACAAGUGCGAGAGCUGGAGGCAGAACUGGAAGAUGAGCGCAAACAGAGGGCUCUUGCUGUGGCAGCCAAGAAGAAAAUGGAGAUGGAUCUGAAAGACCUGGAAGGUCAGAUAGAAGCUGCAAACAAGGCUCGAGAUGAAGCAAUCAAACAGCUACGUAAGCUCCAGGCUCAAACGAAAGACUACCAGCGGGAGCUGGAAGAAGCUCGUGCAUCCAGAGACGAGAUCUUUGCGCAGUCCAAAGAGAGUGAAAAGAAGCUCAAAGGUCUCGAAGCAGAAAUACUGCAGCUCCAAGAGGAGUUUGCUGCGUCUGAAAGAGCCCGUCGUCAUGCUGAGCAAGAAAGGGAUGAAUUGGCUGAUGAGAUUGCAAACAGUGCUUCGGGAAAGUCAGCGCUGCUGGAUGAGAAGCGCCGGCUGGAAGCUCGUAUUGCACAGUUGGAGGAAGAGCUCGAGGAAGAGCAGAGCAACAUGGAGCUUCUCAACGAGCGGUUCCGAAAGACCACGCUGCAGGUUGACACACUUAAUUCUGAGCUAGCUGGGGAGCGAAGUGCUGCCCAGAAGAGUGAAAAUGCCCGGCAGCAGCUGGAAAGGCAGAACAAAGAGCUGAAAGCCAAGCUGCAGGAACUGGAGGGAUCUGUGAAGUCGAAGUUCAAGGCAACAAUUUCUACCCUAGAAGCCAAGAUUGUGCAGCUAGAAGAACAGCUUGAGCAGGAAGCCAAGGAGAGAGCAGCUGCUAACAAAUUGGUGCGUCGUACAGAGAAGAAAUUGAAAGAAGUCUUCAUGCAGGUGGAGGAUGAACGUCGACAUGCAGACCAGUACAAGGAGCAGAUGGAAAAGGCAAACGCCAGGAUGAAGCAGCUCAAGCGCCAGCUGGAGGAGGCUGAAGAAGAAGCCACACGUGCAAAUGCUUCCCGACGUAAGCUUCAGCGUGAGCUGGAUGAUGCCACAGAGGCUAACGAGGGCCUGAGCCGGGAGGUCAGCACUCUGAAAAACAGGCUAAGGAGGGGGGGGCCCAUCACCUUCUCCUCGAGUCGCUCUGGGAGACGCCAGCUGCACAUCGAAGGGGCUUCUCUGGAGCUCUCGGAUGACGACGCGGAGAGCAAAGGCAGCGACGUGAACGAAGCGCAGCCGGCCCCUGCCGAGUAGAGCCCCGUCACACCGCUUGCAUGCAGAGACCUUUGAUGCAGCAGUCGGCAGGAGGAGGAGGACUUUCCUAUCCACCGAACUGCCUUGUGGCCGUAAAUCUGCCUUACAAAACGUCGGCAUGCUACAAGGUUACUUAUCAUAGGUCAACUAUGUCUUAAGGCUCUCCAGCCUCACCAUACUGUACCCUGCUUCAGAUAUAGGUACAACCGCUUUUUUAUAUAUAGUAAACAAAACGGGAUCGUCUCUGUUCAGUGCAUCUAUUUUCCAGAUACUCCAUUGUAAAGCCAUUUUAUAAAGCAUCAUGUGAAGGAUGAAACUUUUUUUA
This is a messenger RNA of Balearica regulorum gibbericeps (East African grey crowned-crane), 2140 nucleotides long. The record is from RefSeq and is a predicted model, not a curated record. NCBI's taxonomy places the organism in Eukaryota, Metazoa, Chordata, Aves, Gruiformes, Gruidae.